GACACUCGAUUAUUUUAGCCUUUGCCGGGUAGCUAGCAAAAUGCUAAAUUGGCGAGCUGGCUAGCUAAAUUCGCUAGUAGUAGUGAUGCACAUUAGCGAUUCAAUCUGUGUAAGGUUAAAUACAUUUAUUCGGAGAUAGCUAGCCAGCCAGUAAAUUACAUAUUAAUAUAUUUUUGAAACAACUUGAACGAAGAGGGACGUUAGCUAGGCGCUAAUAAGAAUUAUUAUUUUUUUAAUCCAAAACUAGACUGUUGUUAGCCAGCUGGCUAACGUUAGCUAGAAUCAUGACGAUCUAAAUGUGUGGAUCAUUAGCAAAGGCCAUUCAUUCAUUGUCUAGCUAGUAGCUCAGUAUAUUCAAACAUAUUUGCUAGCAAGUAGUCUUAGCAAAUACAUUAUAGGUCGCUGACACUGAUUUAUUGUCUCUAUGACAAUAUCAGAUGGGCUAGCUAGCCAACAUGUUUGUGUUUGCUUGUUUAGGUCAGCCAAGAUCGCUCAGUUCAGCUGUAAAAAAAAUGAGUCUUCUUCCAGACCUGAAUGCCAAUGAGGAUGAAACAUCCUACUAUGCAGACAAGACCUGGGUCCAGUGCGAGUCUCCCAGAUGUCUAAAGUGGAGACUGGUACCAAAGGGUGAUGAAACGGUGGCUGAGCCGGACCAUGGCAAGUCCUGGCACUGUCAAAAUAACCCAGACCCUCUGUUCAGCCACUGCAGCAUCCCUCAGGGCCCUUUCCCCAACAACUCCCAGUUCAAGGAACAUGGCCUGAAGGUUGUGUACUCCGGGCUGCCUGUCGGGAGCCUGGUGCUGGUGAAAGCAUGUAACUGGCCAUGGUGGCCAGCCAUUCUAAGUCCAGACCCCAACGUGGAGGAGUAUGUGAGGCUGGACAGCGAGGGUUAUGUGGAGCACUACCAUGUUGAGUUCCUGGGGAAACCUCAUACCAGAUUCUGGGCUGCUGCCAAGCAUGUAGAACUCUACCACAACUCCUCCACUAAACCCAGAUACAGGAACCUGCGAGGCGCUAUGAGGAAGUCGUAUGAGGUGGCGAUGGAGGAGGUGGCUAAGGUCAGGGAGAUGGGCUGUGAGGAGAGACUGCAGAUCAGCCACUUCCAGCCACAGGAUUUGUUGAGUCAGGCUCAGAGGUUAAUGCAUGCUAUUGAGAGGAUGCUCAGACAAUACUCCAACCAGCAGGACAACCAGGGCAAGCGGGACCAGAGGAUUCGGAUGUGGGAUGCCGGCAUCGAGGAGGACGGAGACACUCUGAUCAUAGAAGGGUUCAGGUUUGACAGCGCCACCUGUCUGGAGGACCUGAUGACUGCAGGAAACAAGAAAUAAAGAUUUUUUAUUUUUUAACAAGAUAUUUCCAGAUAGUUUUUUUUCUUCAAGAGAUGUUAAUCCUUUCCCCUUAAAAGUGCUUUAUAUUGUAUGAUAUUUAAUUGAAAUGUUAUAUUUUUCAAAAAUAUUUGUUUACUGUGGUCAUUGUUGAAGACAAUAUACAUUGUGGUGACUGGUAGUAUGAAGAAGUUGUUGUUGUUAU
Molecule: messenger RNA, 1530 nt
Organism: Oncorhynchus mykiss (rainbow trout)
Lineage: Eukaryota; Metazoa; Chordata; Actinopteri; Salmoniformes; Salmonidae
Source: RefSeq, a predicted model, not a curated record